CUAGACCAAAAUUGGUUAUUCCAUAGCAGGAAAUCAAUACCCGCGCAUCCAAAUACUCUUCAACAUUUGCACAUUCCCGCUUCUAGAGGACUAGAGCUGCAUUCUUCCUGUUUUCUGACUAUUUUAUUCCCAAAUCCGAGUUCUGAAAGCUGAUUUCUUCGAAUUUCAACUUCACUUCCGGCGCCGAUAAUGGGGGAUGCGAAGCGGUGGUGCGUGACGUACACGAAGCACAUCAAGCAGAAGCGCAAAGUCUAUCAAGACGGUUUUCUAGAGCUUCACUCUUCAAGCCACAAGGUUAUUCUGUAUGAUGAUUGCGAGAAGGUUUUGGAUAGUAAGUUUAUGAAGAUAGAAGGAGAUGUUAAAUCAGGCGAAACACUAGCAUUUGAUUCUUACCUUGUCGAUAUUGGUGAUCUACAUGGUGAUAAAAAAUCUAUGGUAGAUGAAAAUUCUGAAGUGAGGGAUAAAAAUAUUGAUAUGAAACCUAGGUCAUUGCACAGCCAUAAAGUCAGGAAUAGCACAGCUAUUGAGGAUAGGAAGCCUAAUUUUGGGGAGAAGAAAGCAUUGCCAAGUUGUCUAAGCCCAUCACAAAAAGUAAUCAAAGAGUUCAAGAAAAGUGAGGUGCGGAAGUAUAGUACUUCCCCUAGUUGUCUUGAUAUGACAAAAUCUUGUGAAGAAGAAUGGCAGGUCUUGUACACCACACAAUUAACUCAAAAGGCUAAGAAAUUCCAUGAUGGGUUUUUACGAGUUUUGGCAAGUGGUUCACAAUGCAAACAGGCCAUGCUCUAUGAUGCAGCCAAAAGACUCUUAGAUAGCAAGUUUUUGAAAAGGAAUGAAAUUAUUAUGUCUGGCGAAUCAAUAACUUUUGAUGGUUUCCUAGUGGAGAUUGGAGAAAUGGAAGGAAACCAUAAGCCUCCUCUAGACUCAAAAUUUCAAGGAAGAAAUAUUAAUGGAGGAAAAAUUGGAGUGAUGCGUGACCAAGUACAUUCUCAGCAUAACACUCCUGUUGAAUGGGAUGUCAUGUACACUUCUCAAUUAAGUCAGAAACACAAGAAGUAUAAUAGUGGAGUUCUCAGACUCUCAUCUUGUGGUUCCUAUCAAUCUCAGGUCACUCUGCUCACAGAAGAGGGAAACAUACUAGGCCGCAGGUUCCUCAAGUUAUCAGAACAUGUGAAAACUGGAGUUACAUUGAAUCUGCCAAAUUAUUUAGUUGAAGUUGGUGAAAUUCACACAAUCCCAGAAGAACGUCAAAGUGGCGCUUCUUCCCAUAAAGAUAUAGUUUCAAUCACAAAAGGAUUCAGUGUAAACAAUAGCAAGUUCAGUAGGAGUCUCUCUGCUAAGCCUCUUCUUGAAAGUAAGUCAGCAUCUUCCCACAGCCUUGGACAAGCACAAAAGAAAUCUUCGAUGCCAGAGCAAGUGAAUUUGAACAGUAGAAGCUCCAGUCUCGACAAUUCUACAUUGGGCACUGAAGUUGCCAAGAAGCCAAUACGUGCUGCUCAUGAGAUCUUGUCUAUUUUAAAGAAACCCAUUAUUUCUGGUCGCGCUUUAAGGGAAAGUGCAUCUACAGAGGAGAUUGAAACUAAGCAAUCAUCAGAUUGUGCUCGCCUUGAUGUUAAAUUUGGGCCGAAGAAUGAUUUCCACAAGACACUUUGCAAAGAAAGCUCAAUAGAGCACAUAGAUGAAGAAACAAUCACUGUAGAUACCAAAAGUGGCAGGCAUACAGCUGCCGGAUUAGUAUUGCAUCAGAGCUUAACUGGAACUCUAAGCAAGAUUGAUUCAGAAUCGGUCGUCUUCAGAGAAAAUCCAACUGGAGAAACGCCUGCAGCUGCAUAUGAGCCACCCUCUAAUCUAUCCAAGCAGCCCUCCCCUAUCCCACAUGAAACUUCAGUAGAAAUAGGAAUACAAGAUGGAAAAGAAGAGGAAGCAAGUGGAUGCUUGGACAUGAAAAGAGAAGAAAGGUCCUUUAAAUUUGCUGAGGAGGAACUGCAAAAUUGUCAGGAGCCAAAAGAGUGUCAAGUUAAAUUGGUUUGCCACAACGAAUCUCAGUUAAAUGCCCCUGAGUCAGCUGGCCUUUGUGACACUGAAGACAGUUUUGAGCUAGACACAAACACAAUAGAAGAGGGCGAGCUCCUAAGUUUUGAUCUUGGAUUUUGAACAAUACCUAGGACCAGGCAUUCUUCUUCCGCUGCAGAACUUAAUUGGUUUAUCAGUAUACACUUAAAGUAAUAGUAGUUACCAAGUAAUUAGCAGCAUAUUUGAGAACAAAACUUCUCUGACAUCAAUAUAUUGAUUUGACUAAUUUUCAAAUAAGGAAGCCCUCAUAGACUCAGGAAGCCA
Ipomoea triloba (trilobed morning glory) is the source of this 2334-nucleotide messenger RNA. RefSeq lists its product as uncharacterized. NCBI's taxonomy places the organism in Eukaryota, Viridiplantae, Streptophyta, Magnoliopsida, Solanales, Convolvulaceae. The transcript has 13 exons. Gene Ontology annotation, biological process: double-strand break repair. Bases 190 to 2151 code for a protein of 653 amino acids. The record is from RefSeq and is a predicted model, not a curated record. Gene Ontology annotation, cellular component: site of double-strand break; nucleus.